This is a messenger RNA of Tetrahymena thermophila SB210, 1554 nucleotides long. RefSeq names its product ADP-ribosylation factor family protein. The record is from RefSeq and is a predicted model, not a curated record. The transcript has a single exon. NCBI's taxonomy places the organism in Eukaryota, Ciliophora, Oligohymenophorea, Hymenostomatida, Tetrahymenidae.
AUGUAAUAAUAACCAAAGAAAGAAUUAAAAACUUGCUUAAUUCACAAAGAAAAAAAAAUAAUUUAUCUGCAAGUCAAUAAUUUCAAGCAAAAAUAAAUAGGUGGAUGUAAAAAAUGUGUGACCUCUGAAGAUCUCAAUGGAACAAAUUUAAUUUAGGUGAGUGAAGUAUUUGAUUUUCUAAAUAAUGAAAAUUAAAUUUUGAAUAAAUUUCCUUAUCUAUAAGAAUAAGAAAUCCUUAAAACCUAUAAAAAUGAAUUAACUUCAUAAGAUAACAAAAAUCCUGAUUAAGAGAUAACAAAAUUUUUUGCAGAUUUUAAGAGCUAAAUGAUUAGCUUAAUUGAAAGAUAAGAGAAAUCUGUUAUAUAAAAGGUUUAAUAGAAUUAUAUAGAUAAAGUAUAACUUCUUAAAACCUAUAAUUAAGUUUGUUAAAAAGGUUAAUUUAAAGAUUAAUUCUUAAACUAUAUGACAGAUAAUCAAGAUAAUGGCUUGAAUCUAUCAAAAUUCAUUAAAUCAUUGAAUGAAAACUCAUCAAAAAAUGCUAAAAUUUUAAAUGAAUAGCUAGAAGCCUUCAAAAACACUCAAGCAAUCUUGAAAUAAUAACUAUCAAUUCAGGAAAAAUUAAAAAGCUUCACUGUUCAGCUUGCUGAAAAUGUUUUAAAGACUUUUACAUUUGAUAGGAGUGAUAAUUAUCAACAGUAAAUAUCAAGCAUUUAAUAAACCUUCUUACAUGAUUAGUUUGAAACCUAUAAUCAACUCUUUUAAUAGUUUACUUUACGUCAAGCUAAUUAAAUCGAAAAGAAUAAACUAAUUUUGUCAAUUAUGAAGUAAGAUCCUUAUUGCAUUUCACUAGAAUUAAUGAAAUUAUAAUAGAACAUUUUAAAAUGUGAUGUUCAAUUUAAUAAUUAUACAAAAGCUAACAUUUCUAGUAAUGACAUUUUAAUUGUCAAACAAAAUAUUAAUAAAUUUAAAGAAAAUGUUUAUUCCUUUACAGAUUGCUAUAUUUAAGAGUAUAUAAGUAAACUAUGCUAAUAAAAUAAACUACCUUUAGACUGUGCUAAUUCCUAGCCUCUUUAAAUAAAAUAAACUGAAAUUUAAUAUGCCUAAAGUGCACCUCCUUUCAAUAACUAAUAAAUAGAUUUUAAUCCAAAAUUAAUUUCUAUUUAUAGGUUUUUACAAAUCAAAAACUCUGAAAAAAACAUGAGAUAUUAAAUUAAACUUUAGUUAAAAUUAGAUUAAAAGAAUUCAAAUAAAUAUCUAUUUGCUGUUGAAUCUUAAAGCAAUCUUAAAUCAUAAACAAGAAUUUCCUAAGUAUUUCAAGAGUUGUAUUUCAACAAUUAAAUGAAUAAGACUAAUGAUAUUAUUGAAAUAGACGGUGAGAAGAUAUUAAAUUAUGAAUUCUAAAUCUAUUUGAAAGAUUAAACACUCUAUCUGUAAGAUAUGAAAAAUAAAGCAAAUAAUAGUGAAUGCAAAUUACACUAAAACCAAGAUAAUUGCUUAUAAAUUAAAGUAUAUAACAUUAAAUAAAUUAUAAUUAAUGAGUUUUAAAAGGUUUGA